CCGCCGCAAGGGGAAAAGCCGGUUGCUGGGGGCGUGAGGAAAAAAGGGACGGCGCCGAACGCGGAAGUGGUGGCGGCGCCGCGGGAAGCAGGUGGAGGCGGUGACCGCGACGUCCGAGAUGAGAACCCUGCGCCGAGGAGUGGGGGCUUGCAAACCAGCAUCUGCAUGGUAGGAUCUUCAUGAGGUGCAGGAGUGGCUGCGCCUCCCUUCUUCACCUCAGCGAGCACUCAGAGUGAUGGUGGUGGUGAUGGCGGCAGUUACUCGGACAGCCUCGGUUAAACUGCGCUUCGAGAGAUACAUCCAGAAAGUGCCCAGAAGAGACUUCCUGCCGGAAAAACUGAAAAAGCAGUAUUUAUAACAGUGGAAUUUGUGGAUAAUUUGUUAAAAUGGCAGAAAAUAGUGAAAGUAGUAAGAAUGUAGAUGUAAGGCCCAAAACUAGUCGGAGUCGAAGCGCAGAUAGAAAGGAUGGUUAUGUGUGGAGUGGAAAGAAGUUAUCUUGGUCGAAAAAGAGUGAAAGUUGUUCAGAUGCUGAAACAGUGAAUGCUGUAGAGAAAACUGAAGUUCCUUUAAGGAGCCAAGAAAGGAAGCACAGCUGUUCAUCUAUCGAGUUGGACUUAGAUCACUCCUGUGGGCAUAGAUUUUUAGGCCGAUCUCUUAAACAGAAACUGCAAGAUGCCGUGGGGCAGUGUUUUCCAAUAAAGAAUUGCAGUAGUCGGCAUUCUUCAGGGCUUCCGUCUAAAAGAAAAAUUCAUAUCAGUGAACUCAUGUUAGAUAAGUGUCCUUUCCCACCUCGAUCAGAUUUAGCCUUUAGGUGGCAUUUUAUUAAACGACACACUGCUCCUAUAAGUCCCAAAUCAGAUGAAUGGGUAAGCACAGACCUGUCUCAGAGUGAAUUGACGGAUGGCCAGCUGAAACAACGGAGAAACAUGGAAGAAGAGGUCAACUGUUUCUCACAUACCAAUGUUCAGCCCUGUGUCAUAACCACUAACAAUGCUUCAGGUAGAGGUGGUCCUAGGGCUGACUCUAUGAUGAACCUGGCUUCAAGUAACAGUGUAGAAGAUAGUGAUAUGGAUUCAGAUGAUGAAAUUAUAACACUUUGCACAAGUUCCAGGAAAAGAAACAAACCCAAAUGGGAAAUUGAUGAAGAAAUCCUGCAGCUGGAAACACCUCCUAAGUACCAUACCCAGAUUGAUUAUGUCCACUGUCUUGUACCAGACCUCCUUCAGAUCAAUAACAAUCCAUGUUACUGGGGCGUUAUGGAUAAAUAUGCAGCUGAAGCUCUACUAGAAGGAAAACCAGAGGGCACCUUUUUACUUCGAGACUCAGCACAGGAAGACUAUUUAUUCUCUGUUAGUUUUAGACGCUAUAGUCGUUCUCUUCAUGCUAGAAUUGAACAGUGGAAUCACAACUUUAGCUUUGAUGCACAUGAUCCUUGUGUCUUCCAUUCUCCUGACAUUACUGGACUCCUAGAACAUUAUAAGGACCCGAGUGCCUGUAUGUUCUUCGAACCACUUUUAUCCACUCCUUUAAUUCGGACUUUCCCCUUUUCCCUGCAGCAUAUAUGCAGAACGGUUAUUUGUAACUGUACAACUUAUGAUGGCAUUGAUGCCCUUCCAAUUCCUUCUUCCAUGAAAUUGUAUCUGAAAGAAUAUCACUAUAAAUCAAAAGUUAGAGUACUCAGGAUUGAUGCACCAGAACAACAAUGCUAGGAAAAGGGUUGGAACAUGAGAAUGAUUGUAUGCAUAUUUUCAUUUAAUAUUUUAUUUUUCUUAUUAUGCCACUUUGAAUUUUUCUACAAGGGCAGUUGAAGUGUAAAAUAAACCUCUGCCCUAAAUUUUACUUUCAGAUCAGUUUAUUUUUCUUAGGAUACAGUAAUGUUUAAGGUUACACACUAGGGGUUAAUGGAUACUUUUGCCCAGGUGUUUGGUUUUUGAUUUUAUCAUGUAGAUUGUAUACUUAAUUUUUUCCUUUUCUUAACUAAUUUGCAUAUGAUUCAGGGAUAUUUGAAAUUUGGUAGGCAUUGCAAACACAAAUAAUCUGUAUUUCAUACUUUUCUUUAAAAAUAAUCCUUUGUCCUUUUCUACAUACAAAAUGCUUUGUUAACCUAUGCCAUUGACACUCCUACACAUAAAAUAGUUUCCCCAUCCCUUUUUAGAGUUGUUUUAAAAUUCUUCAGUAAAGCUGAGUGUAUUGUAAUUUACAAUCCACACUAAUGUAAUUGAUGGGUUUUUUAUAAUUUACUAAUAGGGAUGUUAAAGGUUAACAAAAUGACUUAAAUCAAACUUAAUGUGUUUUCACUUUAAGUAAAAUAAGAUUACUAAAUUUGAUUAAUCUCCUCAGUAAGAAUCAACUGAGGACAUAUUUCGGAGGUGAAUUUAUUCUUCUAUAAUGUGGCAUGGUCAUUUGUUAUUCUUUGAAUAGAUCUUUCUCUCAACCUGGAAGAGUUGCCAUCUUCAGAACCUAAGUAUUAUUCCUUUCUCACUGGAAGCUUUAAAAAUAAUGAUAAUACUAUUAAUAACUAGUAGUUACUAAAGUAAGAAAGCAACUGGGGUUUUUCUGUAUUUACUUACGAACUUUGCUUCUGCAUAGCCCUUUUAUAGAAACUCUGAGCUUUUUACUUUGGAGAAAUGCCACAGCUUAUAAACAGGCACAAAUUUCCAUUGGUAACCGAAGAGAUCUAAGUAGUUUUUCAUUAUUUUAAAUUGAGCUUGAAUAAAAAUUCAAGAAGUAAACAUGGAGCUCAGUAUUCAGGGGGCUUAAUAUUGUUUUAAUCUUCAGGUUUCAAAUAAUUAUUCCUAUUUUCAGAAUUAAUAAAUCUAUUAUGGCUUAAAAAAACAGAAAACAUUUUGAGAGUUACAGGGCUUAUGCCAUACUGAACAAUACUGGGCACCAGGCAUAAUAUUUUAAAUUUACUAUCUCAAGAACAGGGAAGCAUUUUUAGAAACAUCAUGAUCCCAACGUAGUAAAAUAGAUGGAGUGAUCGCCUAUCCAACUCUUUUUGAAAGAAUCAAUGAAUACUAAGAUCUAGACAGUUGUUUCUUCUGGUGAGUUGUCAACCCCUCUGUACAAAUUAGCAUUUUUAGUAUCACAGUAAUCGAUUUCUUGAUGCUAGCUUAGCUCUGGUAGAAAGCAGCAUCUACUUGGAUUGAAACAAAUUUUACUCAAAUUUCCAAGUUAGGUGUUUCUUCAGUAUCAUUGCUUUUAUGGUGAAGUAGCAUUUCCCUUUCCAGUUCUGCUGUUAACAUAAAGGUGGCAUUUUAAAAUAAUUGCUUAAAUAAAUUUUCAGCAGUUAUCACAAUAUUAAACAAUCUACUACCAUUAUCCUCUAGCAUUUCUUUUUUCUCAGUGAUCUCGAGAUUGUCUUGGUUCUAGUGAGGGCUGGCUACUAAAAUGGCACCUCUCUUAGCACGGAUGAGGCUCAGGAUAUCAACACCAGUGUCAGAAUAAAUACCUCUUCUAAAGAUGGUAUUUCCCUUUUACAAAAGUGGGGAAGUCUCAUACUACCUCAUCUUUAUUGUGGCACUUUUGUAGAUCACUGAGAAGCUUAUCUUAUUUGCCAGUAUAACACUUCCUAAAUAUCCAUCUUUAGUGAAAGAAAAUUAAUAGUAUGGUAAGACUCUACCCAUGAUUAUAGUUUUUUAUCAGAAUUUGAUAUUGAGACUUUCUGUUUCUAUGAAACAAUAUUGUUUUAAAUGUUUUUCUUUUAAAAAUAACUUUUUAUCAGUACAGAAAAACAAAGGAUGACUAGCUACCAAAUAUUCUGUUAAAUGGUAAUUUUAUAAAGAAAAAUGAAAUAAAAUUAUGUUGUCUUUUAUAAUGGUAAAAAUUAGUAUUUAUAUAAAAAUCAAGAUCUAAGUAGCUUUUCAUGAUAUUCAAACUGGUUGCUUGUGAUAUAUUUUCUCUGGCUUUCUAAUGUUUUCAACUUCAAGGUAUUGAUAGGUGUUAACAUUUUCAAAAUACUGCCAUUUAUACAGCCUUGAAGUAAAUGAUCUAAUAAAUGAAAGCAGGGAAGAGACUGAUUUACUCUGAAACAGUUUGUAUUUUUCCUUUGCUAUUUGUAACAUUGAAAAGAAAUCUGGAAAGUAGACUUAUAAGAUUUGAGAAGGGAAUUGUUUACCAUGAAGGAAAAAGAAGAGUAAUAAUAAGUUAGUUAAUUUUUUAAAGCAUGAAGGGAUUGGAAUUUAGAAAGGUUAAAUCCUUUCUCAGUGAUUUUUGAGGAUACGUUUGGAAGAACAUUCAGUAUGUAGAAGCUUAACUCAUUAAAAAAUGUAAAAAUGUAAUUAUUGGAAUUAUGUGUAAGCAAAAUGAGUAUAAGUUUUGAGAGGAACAAUGUGGAAAGAUAAAUAUACCUAAAUAUAAAUUUUGUAACUCUUAAGUUGGACAUUGUGCGUUUGAAAAGUGUAAAUUUCAGAGUUAAGAAAGCGUGCAGCAUGGUGGAAAUGUGUAGAGUUUAUUGGUGAGAGAGAAUGGGGUUAAAAGAAACAAGAUAAAAUAUUAAAAUUAAGAACUUAGGCAUUACCUCAGGGAAAAGCCUUGACAGUGAAAGGGAACUACUUAAUCGCUAAUAGCUAGUCUGGACCAGACACUUAAAUGCGCUUUGGGAAUCAUCCUGCACUAACCAGGAAAUAAACUUGACUUUUGUAUUUCUCUAUGAAGCUUUCAGGAGUACCCCCCUUGCUCCCCCUUUUUUUAAAGAUACAUCAUCUUGCUUCAUCCUAGAAUUCCUGAAACAGGCUGAGUUUUUUAGGUUCUUUGAGCGUUUUUAUGAUUUAUGAAUUAUAUCUGAUCUUUCUAUAACCAUGCCAUUCACUUAAAUAAUUCAUAGAGGGGAUGGUUUAAUUUAAAGGAAGACCUAAUAGGAAGAAGAUUAAAGGAAGCUUUUAGUCAGCCUGCGGCUAGAUUUAUUGAUUUGGUGAUCAGACCUGUGUUCUUUCCUGAAUUUCAGCUAAUGGCAAACUGUGGUCAAAAAAUGGCUUUCAGUUAAAGUUUUGAUGUCUUAUUAUAAAUAAUAUAAAGAAUGUCUAAGUAAUUAGAAAUCCUUUUAAAAAAAAAGCGAAUGUGGCAAAUAGGACUCAUCAUUAUACAAAUUCCAUUUCUUUUUAUAAGAAAAACACAAACCAUUAUCACUUAUUCAUGAGCCAAAGCCAUUAAGAAGAUAAAUCAAGUUAUCAGCUUCCUGUCUCUGAAGUUUGGAUCAUUUUAUAGAUCCAUGUAAUAGAGAGCUUCCUUCCUAUGAAACAAAAACCUUGAGACCUAACUCUUAUAAAACACAUUUAUAGUUUUUGUUAAAAAUCUUUUUUGUCACUUUUAGCUAUAACCAGAGUCAAAUAGGUUAUAUAUUGAUUUUAGUAGAGCAAAUUUCACAGGAAGAAGAUUUAGUUAUGUAACAUUCCUGGAGACAACACAAGGGAAACUUUCGAUGUAAAAUAGAUUGUGUGUUAGGUAAUUUAAUGCCCAAAUGAAUAAAGGAUUUUAAGUCAAGCAGCUUAUUGUUUCUACUUUGGAAAAAAACUUAGUUUUAACAUAAUUUUAUAUUCAUUUUUAUUUCUAAAGAGCAGAAAGCACAAGGGAUUUUUCUUUUUCAAUGGCCUAUUAGAAAUGAGCAACACGACAAGUCUGUCUAUACUAUCCUAAUACAUUAAGAAAUGGACACAAAAUAGAAAUUUUGGAAAUGGUUUGGCUUCUAAGUAGAAAUGUAGACUAAUGGAUAUAUAAACCCAGUGGAAAGGGACUUAAGGCACAUGAAUCCUGUUUCAAAUAAAGCCAGUCUUUUUUUUUUUAAGUGAAGUAGUCAAUUACAGCGUGUCCAUCUCUGCUGUACAGCACAAUGUCCUAGUCAUGCAUAUACAUACAUACAUUUGUUUUCAUAUUUAAGCCAGUCUUUUUGAUUUACUUUUUAAUUUUGAAUAGAUUACUCAAUCCUAAAUCUUUCUUUGCUUUUAUUUCCUAGCACAUAAAAUAUAGAUAAUACUAUUUGUCACUUGACUUCCCGAAGGUUAAUUCUUCAAUUUAGAGGUAACCCUUGGAGCAUACUUGAAAAUAAUUUCUGUACAAUACUAAUGUGAUGAUAGGUUUUCAAAGUAUCCCCUUAGUGAAUCCUGCAGAUUCACAUUCACUUCUUUUACUCUGUAAUAGGCUUUCUUGACUUGAUUUGACAAUAAAGAUAACGGUACAGCUUGAAUUUAUGGUUUAGACUCUGCAAUUAGAUGGACAGUUGCAAUUUUCUCUUACCCUUAAUAAGGUUUGUGUAAAAUUGAUGUUUGCCUAAGUUAUUUUAAAAGUUGAUUACAUUUGCAGGAAGUAAAGAUAAUCACUUUUGCUGUGGUUAUAAUCAAAUCUAAGCUUUCAGACUUGAGAGUGUAAAACUCAAGGACAUUUACUUAAAUUAUGCCGACUUUGCUAGAAUUGGAUAAAUUCUGUAUAAACCAAGUAUGAACUUGAUAUAUACUUGAAUAUACAGAGUUUUAAGUAGUAACUUCAUAAAGCUAUUAGUACUCUUACCAGUCCCACUUGUAUGAUCCACCCUUUACCCAAAAAGGAGUGUUUCCAUUUCUAUUUCUAAUCCUUGAAGUUGAAUGUCUCUUGGAUGUGAGUUCAAAUAAAAUGAUCUGAAUAAAUUUUCACUUAUUAAAACUUCAUAUAUAAAAUCCAAA
Molecule: messenger RNA, 6653 nt
Organism: Vicugna pacos (alpaca)
Lineage: Eukaryota; Metazoa; Chordata; Mammalia; Artiodactyla; Camelidae
Gene: SOCS4
Product: suppressor of cytokine signaling 4
Biological process (GO): intracellular signal transduction; phosphatidylinositol phosphate biosynthetic process; positive regulation of proteasomal ubiquitin-dependent protein catabolic process
Cellular component (GO): phosphatidylinositol 3-kinase complex
Molecular function (GO): 1-phosphatidylinositol-3-kinase regulator activity
Source: RefSeq, a predicted model, not a curated record